CGUCAAGAAAGGAGAAAUAAAUCAUUACAAACUCAUAUUCAUAAUGAGCAUUUUUCUAAAAUAACAUUUUAGUCCCGUGUGUAUUCACACUUUCUGAUUUUAAGUCGCUUCGUCCCAUCCUUGUUGCCGUCGACCGUUGUGACGUAAAAGAAGGAAGUAAACAAAGAGCAACCAGCUACUAGCAUCUUCUGUUCCAAAAUGUCGAUUACAAACCCGAGACAGACGUUUUUAAAGCCGACGAUUCCCUUCGCCGGGACGAUCCUGGGCGGCUUGCUGCCGGGGGAGAUGGUUCUCAUUCAGGGUUCGGUGCCGUCUGACGCCGACAGGUUCCAGGUAGAUUUCACGUGUGGCAGCAGCGUGAAGCCGAGGGCUGACGUCGCGUUUCACUUCAACCCGAGGUUCUCCAGGUCGCCGUGUAUCGUGUGCAACACGCUGCAGGGGGAGCGCUGGGGCCGGGAGGAGAUCCUGCACCAGAUGCCCUUCGCCGCCGGCGCCACAUUUGAACUGAUCGUCCUUGUCCUGAAAGACAAGUUUAAGGUUGCAGUGAACGGAGCUCAUGUGUUGGAGUAUAAACACCGUCUGGAGCUGCAGCUCGUCGACACUUUGUCCAUCUCUGGAAAGGUUAGGGUUGAAGCUGUCGGCGUCGUCCCGAGUUCUAGUUCAGGUUCUCCUGCACUCAGCCUGACCAACCAGGACCCAGAAAUUAAUCCAAUAAUCUCUCCUUCAGGUGACUUGAGGGUCCCCUUCAGAGCUGAGCUGGAUAAAGGACUGAGUGUGGGACGCAGUAUCAUGGUCAAAGGACAAACCAAUCAGAAUGCAGACAGCUUCUGUGUCAACCUGCGAGCUUCCCACGGCGCCGACAUCGCUCUUCACCUGAACCCUCGUCUGAAGAAAGGAGUCUUGGUCAGAAACUCCUUCCUGUCAGAGUGCUGGGGUCCAGAGGAGACAACUCUGGCCUCCUUCCCCUUUGCUGCCGGACAGUACUUUGAGAUGAUCAUCAUGUGUGACUCGCAGCAGUUCAGAGUUGCAGUCAACGGGCUCCACCAGCUGGACUACAAGCACCGGGUGCAGGACCUGAGCCGUGUCAGCCAGCUGGAGGUGCUGGGAGAUGUGACGCUGCUGGAUGUCAAGCUGCUCUGAUUGUAGGAUGGAGAACAGUUCAGUAAAGGCAUCACGUCGAUCAAAACGGGGGGUUUAACACAUUUGGACGGUCUGUCAAAGUUCAUUAUGUGAAAAUGUCUGAACCAAGUGAUCAGACUGUUUUCCCCUAUGUUCCUGUUCGUGCAUGUCUGUCAGAGGAAAACAGUGCAUCAUGGGACAAGUAGUCAAAUA
Scatophagus argus is the source of this 1332-nucleotide messenger RNA. RefSeq names its product galectin 8a (gene lgals8a). Gene Ontology annotation, molecular function: carbohydrate binding. The record is from RefSeq and is a predicted model, not a curated record. The transcript has 9 exons. Bases 199 to 1140 code for a protein of 313 amino acids. NCBI's taxonomy places the organism in Eukaryota, Metazoa, Chordata, Actinopteri, Scatophagidae.